CUCCACGGUGGCUGCAUCAGCAUUAUCGUCAUCGCCAAGCAGCAAGCUCGCGCCUGUGGUGCCCGUGGCGCGUGCUCUGCGGUUGGCGUUGGCCUGUUCACCGGUGUCCGCAGGAAAACUGAUCCAGCUUUUACCCAACGCCAACUCCUGCAGGAUUGAAGGCCCUGCCUUUGCGUUGCUUGCGCCAGAGUAAAGGCAGGGCUGCUGUCAUCAAGGUGCAACAACCGUAGAGCACCUCGCCGAGCGCUCGCUGUAUCAUGAGCAGCAAUCAAGAUCCCACAGACACCGACGAACCUGCCGUGGACGAUCAGCUGCAGCCAUUGCCAGUUGUUCUCGAGUCCAAGCACGGCGAUUCUGGCGACAGCCAACCGACAGGGCAGCAGGGCGACAGCGGGGCGGCAGGCGAGCCUAGAGCGUCGCCUUCGACGUCAGCAGCUACUUGUGCACCUGGAGGCUCCGACGAGUUCGAAGGCAUUGAUGCGUCUAAGUCCUCCGGCUUAGAGCCCGGCACUGCCGAGGUGUCGACGCAGACCGACAAGACGCCUGUGUUCAUGCACCGUGCAAAUUGCACUUGUCGAGGAGGCAGAGGAUCGGAGCAGGAACUCGGUUCAAGCAAAGAAAAGAGUGGUGCCCGCAUGCGCGCUUCAACAGGAGGUCGCGCCACCAGUGGGAGCUCUACAAACUACUACUACCAGGCCCGCGGCACUCCGCACGUAUGCGGCAAUGGGGUCGAAACGCAUUCUGGAGGUGAAGGACGACAUUCGAGAGAACGUAGAUGGGGAUUGACCGGUUCGCAGUCGUUCCCCGGUGACCUUGAGGAAAGCCCACGCCGGUCGAUAGCUGAGCGCAAGCUCAGUGUGGAGGAAUCGCUGACCGAAGCACGAGAAGUCUUGCAAGAAAUUCUGCACGAAAUUCUGAACGAGGCACAAAAGCUUGCGCCAACCUCGUCCUUGAGCGGCAUCGUCCUUGAAGAAAAGUUGCCGGGGAG
This is a messenger RNA of Dermacentor silvarum, 988 nucleotides long. RefSeq lists its product as uncharacterized. The record is from RefSeq and is a predicted model, not a curated record. The transcript is spliced from 5 exons. NCBI's taxonomy places the organism in Eukaryota, Metazoa, Arthropoda, Arachnida, Ixodida, Ixodidae. The annotation marks the transcript as partial.